AAGGAAAGACCCCGGCGUCUGGCAUCUUGCCUCUUGCCCAACCUGGCGAGAAAAUGUAGAGACCGAGGAAGAGGUGCAGGAUGAUUGGCGUUAUUUACUGAGGGAAUGGACGACAGGGAAUGUGGUGUGGCUGCGCACAGGAAAGCGGGGGACAGAGAAUUUGGAGUGGACUCUGUAGACCGCUCGGGCGUUUAACGAGGACACCUUAUUGGGUCCUUUCUCACUGCCUCCGUGAGGCGGUGGCGCUCCUUACCUGCUCCCGGCCGAGGCUGCUGAGGUGCAUCAGACCACCAAUACAUGAAUUUCUGCCGUUUCUUGGCAAAAAUGGCAACCAGUGAUGCUGUUCUGAAGAGAUUGGAGCAGAAGGGUGCAGAAGCAGAUCAAAUUAUUGAAUAUCUUAAGCAACAAGUUGCUCUUCUUAAGGAGAAAGCAAUUUUGCAGGCAACUUUGAGAGAAGAGAAGAAACUUCGAGUGGAAAAUGCUAAAUUGAAGAAGGAAAUUGAAGGAUUGAAACAAGAGCUAAUUAAGGCAGAAAUUCAAAAUGGAGUAAAACAAAUACCAUUUCCAUCUGGUACUCCACUAAAAACUGAUUCCACAGUUUCUGAAAAUGAGAUACAGUCUAUACCAAUAACCAUAUCUUCUGGUGCUAAAGAGCAAGUAAAAGGAGGAGGAGAAGGAGAAGAAAAGAAGAUGAAAGAGAAAACUGAAAAGAAAGGAGAGAAAAAGGAGAAAAAACAGCAACCAGUAGCAGGAAGUGCUGACUCUAAGCCUGUUGAUGUUUCCCGUCUGGAUCUUCGAAUUGGUUGUAUCAUCACUGCCAGAAAACACCCUGAUGCAGAUUCUUUGUAUGUAGAAGAAGUAGAUGUUGGAGAAACAGCCCCAAGAACAGUGGUCAGUGGCCUGGUGAAUCAUGUUCCUCUUGAACAGAUGCAAAAUCGGAUGGUGGUUUUACUUUGUAACCUGAAACCUGCAAAGAUGAGGGGAGUAGUAUCUCAGGCAAUGGUGAUGUGUGCAAGUUCACCAGAGAAAGUAGAAAUCUUGGCACCUCCUAAUGGAUCUGUUCCUGGGGACAGAAUUACUUUUGAUGCUUUCCCUGGAGAGCCUGACAAGGAGCUGAAUCCUAAGAAGAAGAUUUGGGAGCAGAUCCAGCCUGAUCUUUACACUAAUGAUGUAUGCGUGGCUACAUACAAAGGCGCUCCCUUUGAGGUGAAAGGGAAGGGAGUGUGUAGGGCUCAAACUAUGGCCAACAGUGGAAUAAAAUAAAACACUUCAGUUUCUGAAAUACUUUAGAGAAAGCAAUAAAAAGAAAUACAUUUGUCACUCAUACCUAAAAUA
Messenger RNA from Cervus elaphus (red deer), 1335 nucleotides. RefSeq names its product aminoacyl tRNA synthetase complex interacting multifunctional protein 1 (gene AIMP1). The record is from RefSeq and is a predicted model, not a curated record. Lineage: Eukaryota; Metazoa; Chordata; Mammalia; Artiodactyla; Cervidae. The transcript is spliced from 7 exons. Bases 298 to 1263 code for a protein of 321 amino acids. Gene Ontology annotation, molecular function: tRNA binding.